This is a messenger RNA of Phascolarctos cinereus (koala), 1155 nucleotides long. Its product is annotated as chymase. Gene Ontology annotation, molecular function: serine-type endopeptidase activity. The record is from RefSeq and is a predicted model, not a curated record. Lineage: Eukaryota; Metazoa; Chordata; Mammalia; Diprotodontia; Phascolarctidae. Gene Ontology annotation, cellular component: intracellular membrane-bounded organelle; cytoplasm. Gene Ontology annotation, biological process: proteolysis.
CCAAGUAGGGAAAUGUUUAAGGAGAGAAAGCAUGGUGCAUUGGGGAAAAGAGUGCUGGACUUAAAAGUCCAGAGAUCUGUAUUUGAAUCUCAGCUCCAACGCUUAUAAGCAGUGCAAAUAUGGCCUUAGCUACAAAUCCCAGAAGGUGGGAGAUGGGUGGAGCAGAAGCAGUAUUUGCUCUGUGUAUCCUCUCCAGGAAGAUGAAGCUCCUCCUUCCACUCCUGCUGACUCUUCUAUUUCACGAGGCUGCAGCUGAUGAGAUCAUUGGGGGUGAAGAAUCAAAACCACAUUCCCACCCUUACAUGGCAUUUCUGAAAAUCAAAGAUCAUCGUUCCCUGUACCACUGUGGUGGGUUCCUGAUUCGGAGGGACUUUGUGAUGACUGCAGCCCACUGCACAGGACACUCCAUCACAGUCAUCCUUGGAGCACAUAACAUCACAAAGAGAGAGGCAAGUUGGCAGACCCUUAAUGUUAAGCACCAAUUUCCUCACCCGGAAUAUGAUCCCAAGAGUUAUAUCAAUGACAUCAUGUUACUAAAGCUGGAAGACAAAGUCAAACUAACUACAGAAGUGGGGAUUCUCCCCCUGCCCUCAACAUUCAAUUCUGUCUCACCUGGGAAAUUAUGUCAAGCAACUGGCUGGGGAAUGACAGGAAUAAGAGCCCCAGCAUCAGACACUUUACAGGAGGUGAAACUGAGACUAAUGGAUCCCAUUAACUGCAAAGUGUAUAAAGCUUUUCAUGAGAAACUCCAGUUGUGUGUGGGGAACCCCAAGUCAAUUCAACCAGCAUUCGAGGGAGAUUCUGGAGGACCCCUCGUUUGUUCUGGUGUGGCCCAAGGCAUCAUCUCCUAUGGACGAACAAAUGCGGUACCUCCUUCAGUCUUCACUCGAAUUGCCUAUUACCGCCCGUGGAUCAAUCAAAUCCUAAAAUCAAAUUAGCUCUGUGGUCUUGGCUAAGCCAAAAGGAGUUUCCAUCCUAGGACCAAGCCAUCCUCUCUAAGCCUUUCACACCAGGACCGCCCCAGUGUCUGCCCAGCCUCACCCCCGAGCCUAAAAUGGGAGUGGAGGGAUGGGGGAUAAAAAUAGAGGAGUAAAGAGUAUUAAACUGGACAUUGAAUUGAAGGCUGACUAUGACUUCAAUAAAUCUAAGCUUCCA